Messenger RNA from Aphidius gifuensis, 2834 nucleotides. RefSeq names its product N-acetyltransferase eco (gene eco). Lineage: Eukaryota; Metazoa; Arthropoda; Insecta; Hymenoptera; Braconidae. The coding region runs from base 58 to 2688 and encodes 876 amino acids. Gene Ontology annotation, biological process: mitotic sister chromatid cohesion. The transcript has 3 exons. Gene Ontology annotation, cellular component: chromatin; nucleus. The record is from RefSeq and is a predicted model, not a curated record. Gene Ontology annotation, molecular function: protein-lysine-acetyltransferase activity.
CAAAAACAAAAACACCACGAUUUUUUUAACAUCUUGAUUUCGUCAAAUAGAUAAUUGAUGAUGUCUCAAGAGUCUCAAGUUCUAAGUACAGUGUCAUCCCUCGACAGUGGUCAGGGUGAUUCAAUAUGUACUCCAAAAAGAGUCCAAAAAUGUUUAUUCAACAAGCCAGAUGGUAGUUCAAGUAAAAGAAAUUUAAUGAAGCUAUUAAAUUCAAUUGACAUUGACACAACUGCUGAUAAAUCUGGUGAUGAAUCAGAUCUUGGUCCAAUGUCACCACUUGCAUUGACUGACAGGAGCAGUAACUAUGACAGUUCACCAGGUAGACAAUAUGAUUCACCAUUUACAAGUCCAGAAAAACAAUCACCAAGAAGUACUGAUGAUUGGGACAGACUACGACCAUUAGCAAGAAAUAAAAAUAAUCAUGAUCAUCAGCUAACACCAUUUAGCCAUCUUAAAAAAAUAACAAGAGCUGCACGUUCAUCACCAUCACGUAAAUUAUACAAUAUUUUAUCACCAAAAUUAAUUCCAUUAACACCAGAACGUUACGAUAAUCCAAAUGAUAACACAAUGUUUAAUAAUUAUGAUGACGAUACAAUAAUACCAGAGACACCACAAAAAGAUAAUUCUAGUAUAACUGAAACACCCAAGAAAAAAAAUCAUUCAGAAAAACGUAUGAACACACCAAUUGGUUCAAUAAGCCAAAGUAUCAUAACAGUACCACCAUUACAUCGUAGAAAAUCAUUGAGUGCACUUGAUAAUUGUGAAACAUCAUCACCAGAAAAUACAACAUUAAAAAGAUCAUAUCCAACUGAUGACAACAACAAAUCAAAUGCCAAAAAUAAAAUUGCCAAAAUUGAUGAUAAUACAUUCACAACAUCAAGAGCACGUGCAUCAUUAUUUCAAGAAGAUAAUAAUCAAAAUUUACCAACAAAAUGUAACUUUACAUUAAGUACAAAAUCAUUUUAUAAUAAUAAUAAUAUUGAUGAUAAUAAAAUAUCAUCAUGUUUUGGUUGGAAAAAAAUUGAACCAAUCAAAAAAAGACACAGUUUACCAUCAGUACAGUCAAAUAGUAGACGUUCUGGUGGUUAUUUAAAAAAAUUAAAAACAAAUGGUUGUAUUAAUGCUGGUGUUAUGCAUGGUAUUAAAAAGAAAAAAAAAUUAACAAAACGUCGUAGUGAUAGAUUGAGUAUUGGUGCUAAUAAAAGUACUGAUGAUAAAAAAAAUUCACCAGUUAAUAAAAUAAAUGAGCCAAUGACAGUUGUUGAUAAUGUUGAAGAAAAUGAAAAUAUUACAUUAAAUGAGACUGAUAAUACAGAUAAGGUUAUAAAUAAAAUUGUAAAACAACCAGUGAAUGUUAAAAAAAUAAUAGUUAGACCACCAUCACCAGUUGAAGAUCCAAAUAAAAGAUUUUUCAAAACAAAUAGAACAUUAAAAUCAAAUAAUAUUGCAACAAUAACUGUCAAUGAAAAUAUAAAAUUAAAUGUAUCAGAUGGUAAAUUUGCAUUAAAAGAAAAACGUAAAUUAUCAUCAAAAUUUUGUUAUCCAAUUAAAAAACAAAAAGUUAAUGAUUUGAUAUUUGAUACAACUGAUUUGUGUGUUGAUGAGCCUGAAUUUAAUACAUCUAUUGAAAAAAAACAAAUGGAUGGAAUAUUGAAAGUACUGGAAGAUGAUUGGGCAGUUGAUGAUUAUGACACAAUGGAACCAUUGAUGAAUCAAUCAAAGCCAAAAUCACCAAUGAAAAAAUUAACAAAUGUCAGUUUGUUAAUGUCACCAGGUAGUGUAUUGAGUGACAUGACAUCAUCAAUGAAUAUUAAGGAUCAAGCUGGAAUGAUGAUUGAUGAACAAAUGAAAAUACAAAAUGAUAAUGUUGUUGGUGGUGGUGGUGGUGAUGAAGGUGGUACAGCUGAGACAAGUCAACAGAUCAACUCUACAGAACAACAAAAAUAUUAUCCAUUAUUUGCCAAAGGAUACAAAGACACCAUUGAAGUUCCUAGUGAUGAUAAAAAACGUGGAGUCAAAAGAGGAUGGGGUGGUGGAGAAAUGCAAUAUCAGCUUGAUGCUGGACAAAAACGUUUUGGUGCAACUCAAUGUAAUGAAUGUGGUGUUAUUUAUCAAAUGGGUGAACCAGAAGAUGAAAAUUCACAUUUAAUUUAUCACAAUAGUUUUAAAAUUCUUAAAUUUAAUGGAUGGAAAAAUGAACAUGUUAUUAUGGAGGAUAUAUAUACAGCAAGUCGUAUAAUAACAAUUAAAAAAACAGAUCCAAAACAUUGUUGGAAAAAAGUUGAAGAAGUACUUGGUGUUGUUGAUCGUGAUUUGGGUCUUGCUGAUAUGGAACUAACUGAUUAUCAGGACAAAACAAUAUAUCUUUAUAUCAGAGAUAAAAAUGUUUUAGGUGUAUUAAUUGCUGAAAGUAUUAAAGAAGCUCAUCAAAUGAUUCCUGAACUUGCUGAUUUAAAUUGUUGUUCAACUGAAAGCACUCCAGCAAAAUGUGGUGUCAAUGUUAUUUGGACAGCAAUGAGCCAUCGUAGACAACAUAUUGCUACAAAAUUACUUGAUAUUUUACGAACUAAUUAUUUUUAUGGAUAUAUUUUGUCACUUGAUGAUAUUGCAUUCUCAAUGCCAACACCAACUGGUAGACAAUUUGCUGCAAAAUAUUUUGGUUCACUUAAUUUUAAAGUAUACAGUUAAAUUAUUUUUUUAAAAUUAUUUUCAUAGACAAUUUUGUUUUUAUUUUUUUUAUUUUAUGAUUAGAUAAUUAUUAUUAAUCAUCCAUGACUUUGGUAAUUAUUUAUACCAUUCAAUUAUUCAUGUCAGAUUAAUUGAUAAACGUAAAU